AUGGUGGCUGUGGUGACCGUGGAGGAUCUGCCGCAGAUGUGGCAGAAGCCCAGCUACGACCAUCUCGUCGCCAUCAUGACCAGUCUGGAGCUGGGCCCAGCCGCCUGGAGCAGCCACCGCGGCCGCGACCGGAGGGGUGGCACUCGCGACACCCGGGAGCAGUCGUCGCUCGCCGCGCAGCAGAGGAGCGUAGAGACGCGGUACGUCGCCUCGGUCAUCAAGAGCCCGCUCGCCUGGCUGGCCACUGACGACCAGCGCGAGGACAUCUGGGCGGCGGCGGGCAGGCGCAUGUCGGAGCGCUGCGGGCGCAUGGCUGUUGGCGACAUCGUGCGGCGCUGGCCCUUUCCUGCGCCGGCGGCCGAGACUAUCGCGACGGCGUUGAGAUGCGAGCCGUUUGAGCUGGUGAUUCGCGAGCCGGCGCUGACGGGCACCGCCUGCCUCGGCCUCAAGACGUGGGCGAGCGCGUAUGUCCUGGCGCAGCAGCUCCCGCGGCUGGCCGCCUCGUCGCUCUUUCGCCUCUUUGACGAGUCGCUCGGCCAGCCGCCGCCCGCGGUGCUCGAGCUGGGCUCCGGCACGGGCUUGCUGGGGCUCGCGGCCGCGGCGCUCUGGAAGGCAUCCGUGACGCUGAGCGAUCUGCCGGCCAUUGUGCCGAAUCUGCAGUACAAUGUGCUCGCGAACAAGGAUGUGGUGGCGGCGGUGGGCGGAGGGGAUCUGCGAAUCGGAUGCCUGACGUGGGGAGACGAGGAAGAUGCGGCGCAGUCGGACCAGGAGCUCUUUGGCGAGCCAUAUCAGUUUCCGAUUGUGUUGGCGGCCGACUCGCUGUAUAACGACAACCACCCCGGCUUGCUGGCGUCGGCCAUUUCGCGCAACUUGGCGCUCGGAUCGGAGGCGAGAGCCCUGGUCAUGUCUCCGAAGCGCGACGGCAUCACGCUCAAGCUGAUUGAAGAGUUUAAGCAGAUGAUGCUGGACUUGGAGCCGCCGCUGUUUUGUGAAGAGGAGGACGAGUUUGCAGGCGACGACGACUGGACCGCGGAGGACGAGGAGGAGGACGAGGAGGGGGCGAAUGGUGGGAAUGUGCGCUGCUGGUUGGGUGUAUUUUCGAGAGGAGGCUCUCCGUUGAUGGCGGAGGCCGACUAG
Akanthomyces muscarius is the source of this 1137-nucleotide messenger RNA. RefSeq lists its product as uncharacterized. The record is from RefSeq and is a predicted model, not a curated record. The transcript has 2 exons. NCBI's taxonomy places the organism in Eukaryota, Fungi, Ascomycota, Sordariomycetes, Hypocreales, Cordycipitaceae. The coding region runs from base 1 to 1137 and encodes 378 amino acids.